Cyprinodon variegatus (sheepshead minnow) is the source of this 1791-nucleotide messenger RNA. RefSeq names its product rap1 GTPase-activating protein 2-like (gene rap1gapl). Lineage: Eukaryota; Metazoa; Chordata; Actinopteri; Cyprinodontiformes; Cyprinodontidae. The record is from RefSeq and is a predicted model, not a curated record. Gene Ontology annotation, cellular component: cytoplasm. The transcript has 19 exons. Gene Ontology annotation, molecular function: GTPase activator activity. The coding region runs from base 42 to 1703 and encodes 553 amino acids. Gene Ontology annotation, biological process: activation of GTPase activity; regulation of small GTPase mediated signal transduction.
CCAAACUGGCAUGUAGAAACAUUUAUGGUGACAACAAAGCCAUGGAGAGAGAAAAGAGGAAUGACAUGUCCUUCUCUAGGAAGAGAAGUUUUACUUUUGGGGCAUAUGGCGGUGUGGACAAAUUCACCUGUGGGGAUGAGACAAGACCUGAAUCUGUGGAGGGAAACAUUCUGGAGGCUCUGCAUUCUCCAACCACUGGAAGCAAGCCUUUCAUAUCCUCCACCAACAAUCAAAGGGAUGCAGAACUGUUUGAAAUCAUAAUGAAGCUGCAGGGCAGCAGGAUCGAUGAGCAGAGAUGCGAGUUCCCGCUUCCUCUGAAGUCUCAGCUUUUGAAAAUAGGUGCAGAUCUGCCUCUCAUUCUUCCCUCCAAACUGGGAGGCUACUGGAUUGACCCACCUCUGGAAAAGCUCAGAGAUGUGAGUCCCACCUCGUCCCACCAUGGUCUCGAUCCAGAGAGCUACGACAUCAUGGAGAGAGAUGGCGAGGCCAAAAUCUACCAUGAGUUUUUUCGCUCUCGAUACCACCAUUCAUUCAUAGCUGUGGAUCCAUCGCUGGGGCCUUUGGUUCUCUCUGUAUGUUUGGAGGAGGAAGAGAAUAAACUUCGGGUGAUUUUAAGGAUGAAGGAAUGUUCCCUGCAUGGCACUUUCUCUUUGUCCCUUUUCAACAACAUGCCAUCAGCUGUAGAGUUAGCAAAGAGGCUGUGUGAUAAAGUGACGGUCUCCAAGUUUGAAGUGGUCAGCUACCUCAAGGCUCCAGACCUAAUAACAGCCUUUGAUGAGCACAGAGUCUCCUCUAAUUUUAAGUUUGGUGUUCUGUACCAAAAGGAGGGGCAGUUCACAGAAGAGGACAUACUGAGUAACAAUGAGGAAAGUGAGAAGUUUAGAGAGUUCCUGUCCAUUCUGGGAGACGUUGUUCAGCUGCAGGGAUUCACAGGCUUCAGAGGAGGACUGGACGUGUGUCACGGCCAGACGGGAAAUGAAGCAGUCUUCACUUCCUUCAACGGGAGAGAAAUCAUGUUCCAUGUUGCAACCAAGCUGCCUUAUACAGAGGCUGACCCUCAGCAGUUACAGAGAAAAAGGCACAUCGGUAAUGACAUUGUAGCUCUGGUUUAUCAGGACGGACAAACACCUUUUUUGUGUGACGUCAUAAAGUCUCACUUCCUUCACUGCUUUGUUGUGGUGCGGAGAGUUCAGAGGGAGGAGAAGGCAGGUGGAGCUGCUUACCAGGUGUCUGUUACAGCCAGAGAGGAUGUGCCUCCUUUUGGACCCGUCAUCCCUGAUCCUCCACUUUUCACAGAUCCUUUACAGCUGAGGGAAUUCCUUCUCACCAAACUUAUCAACGCAGAGAUCUCCUGCUAUAAGGCUGAGCAGUUCAGCAGGCUGGAGCUGCGUACACGCUCAUCGCUCCUGGAGAGCUUGCAUAAUGAACUCUUCAGUCGUUCCCGCUGCAUGAUGGGGGAUCCAUCAAUCGCUGCCGCCCCUCCUUCUGAGAACACACGGGGCGCCUCUGAAGGAAGCGGAGGUUUUAUUGAGAAUUUCAAGCGAGCCAUCAGAGUACGAAGCCAUUCGUUUGAGACCCUGGGAGUUCCCAGGAAGAAUGCUGGUAAUUCAUCACAAAAGCCGAAGGUAGACAAAGAUGCAGAGAGUGACAGCUCUGGAACAGCUGAACUCAAAGAUCAAGCAAGUCCUCAGGAGGAGACAUAGAGAAUACUACUACUUGAAGAUCUAAGAUCCAGAUUAUUAUUUUAAGACUAGAUUUUUACCUUUGUCAUAUAUUUAUUUUAUGCUUGUG